Molecule: messenger RNA, 2090 nt
Organism: Marchantia polymorpha subsp. ruderalis
Lineage: Eukaryota; Viridiplantae; Streptophyta; Marchantiopsida; Marchantiales; Marchantiaceae
Source: the annotation of a GenBank genome assembly
CGGCCGACGCGCUGCAAUCUGUUCACUGUUUUCGCUGGACGAGAAUUGCCAAAGUCUCGAAAGCUCUCUCUCUUCGCGGAACGGGAAAACCUUUGAGAUGCUGAAAUGCGCCAUUGAUGCCUUGGGCAAUUCUGAAAUUGCCGAUUGAUCGAGCGCCAUAAUCCCGUAGAGAGCGAAUUCAAAAUUUUCGGAUGUUGUUUCUCGACACGGAGCCAUGAAAGUUCUCGAAUCCAAUGCAGGGUUGUUGUCGAAUUUGGAAGUGCUGGAGCUGUUGCAAAAGCGAGGUGCUGCCAAGGGACCAUUGGGUGGCUCGAUCUCACCUGCCGAGUACAAGGUGUACGAGUUUUUGGUCGACACUCCCGCAGGAACACAAACGAGGGCAGCGCUGGAGGAAUUUGUGAAAGAAGUGAAGGUUUUCAAGCUGACGGAAGCUGAACGCUUGCAGUCUGUCAACCUACGACCUGCCACAGCAGUGGAGGUUCACUUGAUUGUAGAGGAUUGCGAUGAACGAUUGUCUGGCGAGCAGGUAGACUCGUUGAUUGAGACUGUUGACAGAGUUCUGCCUAGCCCGCCGGAAAAACCUGAAGCCGAGGAAGAAGAAGCGAAAGGAGAAGAGGAUGAAGAAUUAGAGGAAGCAGAAGAGGGAUCUGGAGCCGCUUAGUUGUAUCAAUUUCUGGCCCCCAUUUCCUCAUUAGGACCAUGAACCCUUCGAGUUGCAACCCUUUCACUUCUGCGCAAGGCCGGCAUCAGUGCUAAAUCUUGCCCUACAUUCUUAUCUUCAGAGCCGCACUUUCCAUGUCACGUACACAUGUGAAUCAUCAUUCUUAUGACAGUGGCGAGUCCAAUAGUACACCAGCAGUUGGAGGUCGUUGUUUAGGCCCGUCCAGCUUCUUCCUUUCUCACAAUCAGCAGUGACCCGCACCGAAGGUCACCGCUCGCCGUCCUCAAGGUCAUCUUUAUCACAUAAAGAGAUCAGUCUGGUAAGAAAGUCGGAUGUCAUGAGACAGCUUUUCGUGCUUGCUUGACUGGCGAGCUGUAAAAGCUAGGGACCUGCGUAGUGAAUACCAUCAACCUGGAUGAGGAGGCCAGACCUCCUUGCAUCUGCUGACUCGUGAAGGGAUUGCUUCCGCGAGGCGAGGCCAUUUACGUUGUUCCGCACAAACCGUACGCUUGAAGUGUAGAAAAGUCUCAAGCAAUAAGUUCCCGAUUGAAAACCUCAAUUGCUACUGGACUGUGCUCACAAUUUAUGUAUGAACGGUCAGCUCUUUUAUUCCACAAGGGUGUAAUUCCUCGUGUCAGUAAGUUGUGCAUUCUCCUGAUAACUGCUCCUCAGCUUUUGCAACUCUCGCCCAGGUAAUCCCCAUGCAUGAGGCUGCAGGUGUGUGUGGAGGUGCGGGCUAAUUAAACUGCAAUACAGCUUAUGUUUCUCAUGCGAGUUUGUUCGGCCAUAGUACUUGCUGUCAUGAUUACAGCGUUCAUUGCUUUCGAGUCCUCGUCUUUCCAAAGUCUGCGGUGCGUGGUUGGACUGUCGAUUGGUGCAAUUGUAUCUUACCCCACCCCACCUCACCUCAUCUUGAGCGAGUCCUGGGAGAAGGCAGAAAUUUCCCAGCUAAACUUCCGGGUCAUGGUCAUCGUCGUUGACGGGAGUGACACAAAUCUGGCUCGAGGUGUCAAUGAAUCAUGAAACAUUCCGCUCUGUGAACACUCAAAACAUGAUCAUCGUUCCGGUCGUACCUGCAGACUUGUGUCCAGUUAUCAACCAGUGGCUAUUGGCAGCAUAUAUAAAUGUUCCCCAAAAUGAAUAGGUCUCCGUAGUCAGGUCCUAAAAAUAUCUCUCCUGAGUCCAGCCAAGUACACAGGUACCUCUACAGUUAUCAACCUACAUUAUUUCCAUGCGUCCCUGCGCCUCUCUUCCACCUGAAGAGCGUAAAGUCCCAGAUAUACCGUCGUCAGAAUUCAGAUGCCUCGAGGUUGCAGCAGGAGUCCAACAGUCUGGUUCCCUUGCGUAACGUUCCCUGGGAGGGGUUGACAUGUGAGCCGGCAGGAUUGAAGUGAAGUGAACUGAGUUUCUAGAUUUGUGGAAUGCGGGG